This is a messenger RNA of Trypanosoma brucei brucei TREU927, 1410 nucleotides long. Its product is annotated as mitochondrial RNA editing ligase 1. The transcript has a single exon. The record is from RefSeq and is a predicted model, not a curated record. Lineage: Eukaryota; Euglenozoa; Kinetoplastea; Trypanosomatida; Trypanosomatidae. Bases 1 to 1410 code for a protein of 469 amino acids. Gene Ontology annotation, molecular function: RNA ligase (ATP) activity; ATP binding.
AUGCAACUCCAAAGGUUGGGUGCUCCACUACUUAAAAGGCUUGUGGGGGGAUGCAUACGCCAAUCAACGGCGCCGAUUAUGCCAUGUGUUGUUGUUAGUGGCUCGGGUGGUUUUUUGACUCCCGUGCGUACUUACAUGCCGCUCCCCAAUGAUCAAAGUGACUUCUCACCGUACAUCGAGAUUGAUUUGCCAAGUGAAAGCCGCAUCCAAUCACUGCAUAAGAGCGGACUUGCGGCACAGGAGUGGGUUGCAUGUGAAAAAGUGCAUGGGACAAACUUUGGUAUCUACUUAAUUAACCAGGGAGACCACGAGGUUGUGAGGUUUGCAAAGCGUAGUGGCAUCAUGGACCCAAAUGAGAAUUUCUUUGGUUACCACAUCCUUAUCGACGAGUUCACAGCACAAAUUCGUAUUCUAAAUGACCUAUUGAAACAAAAAUAUGGACUGAGCCGUGUUGGGCGUUUGGUGCUCAAUGGAGAACUGUUUGGUGCCAAGUAUAAGCACCCACUCGUUCCAAAGAGUGAGAAGUGGUGCACGCUACCAAACGGGAAGAAGUUCCCUAUCGCCGGUGUUCAAAUACAGAGGGAACCCUUUCCACAAUAUAGUCCAGAGCUCCAUUUCUUUGCAUUUGACAUUAAGUACAGUGUGAGUGGCGCGGAAGAGGACUUCGUGCUGCUUGGUUACGACGAGUUCGUCGAGUUUUCUUCCAAAGUGCCCAACCUGUUAUACGCGCGGGCUCUUGUUCGUGGGACGUUGGAUGAGUGUUUAGCAUUUGAUGUGGAGAAUUUCAUGACACCGCUGCCCGCGUUGCUUGGCUUAGGUAAUUACCCCCUUGAGGGGAAUUUGGCAGAGGGUGUGGUCAUUCGUCACGUACGUCGCGGGGAUCCGGCGGUAGAGAAACACAACGUCUCGACUAUAAUCAAACUCCGCUGCUCCAGUUUCAUGGAGUUGAAGCACCCCGGUAAGCAGAAGGAACUGAAGGAGACAUUUAUCGACACGGUACGCUCCGGAGCUCUGCGGCGGGUGCGAGGGAAUGUGACCGUUAUCUCAGACUCCAUGUUGCCUCAGGUGGAGGCAGCGGCCAAUGAUCUGUUACUAAACAAUGUAAGCGAUGGCAGGUUGAGCAAUGUGCUAUCGAAGAUUGGUCGUGAACCUCUGCUGUCUGGGGAGGUAUCGCAGGUUGAUGUGGCGCUUAUGCUUGCUAAGGACGCACUGAAAGACUUUCUCAAGGAGGUAGAUAGUUUGGUGUUGAACACAACCCUUGCUUUUCGCAAGUUGCUAAUCACCAAUGUCUACUUCGAGUCUAAGCGGUUAGUGGAGCAAAAGUGGAAGGAACUCAUGCAGGAAGAAGCAGCCGCGCAGUCAGAGGCUAUUCCACCACUUUCACCCGCUGCCCCCACAAAGGGCGAAUGA